UUGGUCCCAUCCCUUCAACCAUCCACCCCAACCCCCGCUCUCCUUUCAUACCCCCUCCUAAGGCUCUUUCCACUCGACCACAUUCAGCUAGUUGCAUUCUGAGUAGCACUUCCCACCCGUACCUCCAUAGCAUUAGGGUUCGUCCAAAAUGGCUCGAUGCGUCGCCGCCGUACUUCUGACUCUCACGCUGUGUCUCACCGUAGUUUCCGCGCGACCCGACGGACAGGCAGACCUCACAGCAGCUAAGGAAUUCCUGAGGAAGCAGGGCUCCUUCACAACCUUUCUCAAGCUUCUCAAAGAUUCCGGUUUCGAGUCGAUCCUCGCGCGUUACGUGCAGACCCAGCCCGUGACCCUCCUCGUGCCCGUCGACCGCGCGUUCGCAACGCUCCCGCUGCGCGUCAAGUCGCAGCUGUCCGGCUCCAAGCUGAUCAAGCUGCUCGAGUACCACAUGAUCCUUCAGAAGCUUCCCAUCGGCUUCCUCCGCCGCGCGCAGGCUGGCGCGCGCUUCCGCACGGUGUACGGCGUGCAGCUGGUGAAGCAGAAGUCGGCUCUUAAGAACACGGUGAUUUUCUCGCCGCCCGGCGCCAACGACGCGACGCAGAUGGCGGUGGUAACCUGGGGAGAUCUCGCCGCCGCGAAGCUGCUGCUCAUGUGCCUCCACGGGACCAACGGCGUGCUGCUGCCUCCUAACGUCUUCUUCUAGACCGGCAUGACAUGACACGUGGCGGCCACGAGGGUGUAGUUGAUUGGUAGGCGAUUCCGCGAAGCUCGCCUAUUGUGCUUGUCCUCCCCAGCAGGUUGCCCCGAGUGGUGGUGUAUAUUUCCGGCAUACUUAUUAAUGUCUGUUUCGUUGAGGCUGCGCUGCUGCUGAGCUUUGACCAACCUCCCUCUCCCUUCCCUCAUUUCAUUUCUCAUAUAACGUUAAGCGUUAGCGAUGGACCCAUCCCCCCACCUGCCUGAUUCGGUUUAUUUUUUAGCAACUUUGAUGGUGUCUCUUGCAUUUUUUUGUGACUUGUUUUGCCCUAAUCUCAAAUCAACCA
Messenger RNA from Closterium sp. NIES-67, 1040 nucleotides. Lineage: Eukaryota; Viridiplantae; Streptophyta; Zygnematophyceae; Desmidiales; Closteriaceae. The record is from the annotation of a GenBank genome assembly.